AUGUCACAACAAAAUGACGAGGCAUGCCUUCAAUCCUCCGGAACUAAUAACGAAAUUGCUGAGGAGAACGUUGCACGAUUUCAAUCCCAACUAUCCUCUCAAUCCCUCGAAAUCAUUAAUCAUAUUUUUCCACAGAAAAUUCUUGAAUUAAGUCGAUUGUUAAAUGUUCAUACGAACUCGCGUGUCGGCUCCCAAUCUCUUGAUUACGAGGAAAGCUCGAUCUCACGGAAUUCCUCUUUCUCUAUUUAUUCAUACGUCGAUGUUCCCGCAUCUGAUCCUAUUGUUGGCGAAGGAUCGGAUAAUUCAUUUUCGCGUAAACGACCUAGAAAUGAUACUGAGGGUGAAGGCCUUGAUAUCGACUCUAAGAAAAUUGAAGAAAACGUAAAAGAAAAUCCUUGGUAUAAUGUAGUCGGAGAUGAUCAACCACCACCAAAUCUGGACGGAAAGGAUUACCAUUGCAUAAAAGAAUUACAAAAAAUUCUUGAAGAUGAAAUUUCUUGUUUGGUUGAGUAUUGUUGCAUACUUAGAGCUUGGAUAUUAUUUAAAUACCCAAG
This is a messenger RNA of Acaulospora morrowiae, 554 nucleotides long. The record is from the annotation of a GenBank genome assembly. Lineage: Eukaryota; Fungi; Glomeromycota; Glomeromycetes; Diversisporales; Acaulosporaceae.